GCUACUACCCACAAAUGGGGGACCUGACCCGCCCUCGCGUAGAGGGAGCCAAUCAGAGCAAGCCUUGAACACGGGGGCGGGACAACAGAGGAGCGGGUCCAAUGUGGAAUCAGCCCCGGGUCGCCUCAGGGCAGAGUAUUGCAAAGUCCAAGCAGCGAGCGAAGAGGAGGCGGAGGGCUGGCCAAUCAGAGGGAGCAACUCACAGCGUUGGGCAUUGGCAGCCAGUCAGAAGAGUGCUCGCAGGUGACUCGCCCGGCCCCAGCUUCCCGCCUUUCCCCUAACCUCUAAGGCUGCGCGGCGCCGCGCUUCCUGGACUGGGGUCAUCGGCCACAGCGCUAUGCUUCUCGUCCUCUCCUCACACUCCUGCUACAGAUCCCAGGUCCGUGCAGGCGUCCGGUGGGACAUGGCGAACUCGGGCGGCGAGGACCUCCGGAGCCAGGAAGGGGAGAGUUUUCUCUACUUCGCCUAUGGCAGCAACCUGCUGACGGAGCGGAUCCACCUCCGAAACCCCUCGGCCGUGUUCUGCAGCGUGGCCCGCCUGCAGGAUUUUAAGCUUGACUUUGGCAAUCCCCAAGGCAAAACUAGUGAAACUUGGCAUGGAGGUAUAGCCACCAUUUUUGAAAGUCCUGGCGAUGAAGUAUGGGGAGUAGUAUGGAAAAUGAACAAAAGCAAUUUAAGUUCUCUAGAUAAGCAAGAAGGGGUUAAAAGUGGAAUGUAUAUCCCAAUAGAAGUUAAUGUUUCUACUCAAGAAGGAAAAGAAAUAACCUGUCGAAGUUAUCAGAUGACAAAUUAUGAGAGUGUUCCCCCAUCACCCCAGUAUAAAAAGGUGAUUUGCCUGGGUGCAAAAGAGAAUGGUUUGCCACUGGAGUAUCAAAAGAAGUUAAACUCAAUAGAACCAAAUGACUACAAAGGAAAGGUCUCAGAAGAAAUUGAAGACAUUAUCAAAAAGGGGGAAGCAAAAACUCAUUAGAACCUAAUAGAAUACAUCUACAGAUAUUUUCUCUAUAUGUUAAUACAUUUUUAACAUUUAGAACAGGGAUCUGGGAUAUCUGUCUGUUUAAUAUAUUUUCAACAGUGUUCUGAAGGGAUAUCUCACUUGGGUGAUUCCUUGUUUUCAGGCUAUAAAAAGACCAGGAUAGGAGUUAGACAAUUGAAAAGGGGGCCUUGCAGCAUUGGAAUGCAUGACAAGUAGAUGUGAGUAUUCCUUCUGUGAACCCUUAACGUUAUUUUAUUGAGUUGAUCUGAAGUGUAUUUUUGCUCUGUGAUAAAGCGUAGAUUUGCAACUUAAGGAUGGUGCUGGUAAAUCACUCUGCUGUGGGAUUUUUUCUUAGUCAGCUUACUAAGAGCAAGCAAACUUCAGAGACAAUUGAUUAUAACAACUUCAAAAUAUAAAAGAUGGCAUACUGUUCUUAGAGGAAUAAAUGUAUUUAU
Kogia breviceps (pygmy sperm whale) is the source of this 1431-nucleotide messenger RNA. NCBI's taxonomy places the organism in Eukaryota, Metazoa, Chordata, Mammalia, Artiodactyla, Physeteridae. The record is from RefSeq and is a predicted model, not a curated record.